AGGAGGGUGAGGCCAAGCCAUACUGUGUUGGUAGAAGAAGGAUUAGUAAGCAGACUGAACCAGAAGAGAAAUUAGCAGUGCUUAUUUUGGGCUAGACACAGCUGUAGGACGUGCAGAAAUAGAACAGGAUCUCAGAAGAGGAGAGGUACCAGACAGAAAAAACAGAGAGAACUGGGUCCCCCAUUGCAGGAGAGAAGAAGUCGUUGUGCGUGGACCCCCAGCUCUUUGAAGGAGCUGGCUUUGCUGGAUUCACCAUCAUGCAGAAUCCAGUGCUGCUUCUCCUUUCCCUAUCAUGGCUUCUUAGCAUGUUUGGCCAAGCUGGAGCUCAGUUCCCUCGCCAGUGUGCUACUGUCGAGUCCCUGAGGAGUGGAAUGUGUUGCCCAGACUAUUUCCCUGUGUUUGGGCCAGGUACUGACCGGUGUGGUGUGUCUACAGGGAGAGGCCGCUGCGUACAGGUGACAGUCGAUUCACGACCCCAUGGCCCACAGUACAUCCAUGAUGGGAGGGAUGACCGUGAGCAAUGGCCCAUACGCUUCUUUAACCAAACCUGUCGGUGUAACGGUAACUUCUCUGGUUUCAACUGCGGGUCAUGUCGCCCUGGCUGGACUGGACCUACCUGUAGCCAGCAAAUUAAUAUAGUCAGGAGGAAUCUUUUGGAUCUGAGUGCAGAAGAAAGGAGGCGUUUUGUGGGUGCCUUACACCAAGCCAAGGUGACAAUUCACCCUGACAUUGUUAUUGCCACAAGAAGACGUGAGGAAAUAUUUGGACCAGAUGGCAACACACCACAAUUUGAGAAUAUUUCCAUUUACAACUACUUUGUGUGGUCUCAUUAUUAUUCUGUUAGGAAGACUUUUCUUGGCCCAGGGCAGCAGAGUUUUGGAGGAAUUGAUUUCUCCCAUGAGGGACCAGCUUUUGUCACGUGGCACAGGUACCAUCUACUGCAACUUGAGAGAGACAUGCAGAACAUGUUGCAGGACCCUACUUUUGGACUGCCCUACUGGAACUUUGCAACAGGACAGAACACUUGUGAUAUCUGCUCAGACGACUUGAUGGGUGCCAGAAGCAAUUUUGAUGUCUCUCUUAUCAGUCAGAACUCAAUCUUCUCUCAGUGGCGAGUGAUAUGUGAAAAUAUAGAAGACUAUGAAACUUUGGGAACCAUCUGUAACAGCACUGAGGGUGGUCCCAUACGAAGAAAUCCUGCUGGAAAUGUUGCACGGCCCAUGGUACAGCGUCUCCCAGAGCCCGAGGAUGUUGCUCAGUGCUUGGAAGUUGGUGUAUUUGACACUCCUCCUUUCUAUUCCAAUUCAACAGACAGUUUCCGUAACACAGUAGAAGGGUACAGUGAUCCUUCAGGGAAAUACGACCCAGCAGUUCGAAGUCUUCACAACUUGGCUCACCUAUUUUUGAAUGGGACAGGAGGGCAAACACAUUUAUCACCAAACGAUCCCAUUUUUGUCCUCCUGCACACAUUUACAGAUGCUGUUUUUGAUGAGUGGCUGAGAAGGUAUUCUGCAGGUAUCUCCACAUAUCCACUGGAGAAUGCCCCUAUUGGACAUAACCGACAGUACAAUAUGGUGCCUUUUUGGCCUCCGGUUACCAAUAAUGAAAUGUUUGUCACUGCACCAGAAAACCUGGGAUACAGCUAUGAAGUUGAAUGGCCAGGUCGAGCUCUCCGUGUCACAGAAAUGAUAACUAUUGCAAUAGUGACUGCACUGGUUCUUGUUGCAAUUAUCUUUGCUACUGCUGCAUGCAUUGUACGUGUCAAGAAAAAUAAGGAUGACUUGCAUCAACCUCUUCUGACUGACCAGUAUCAGCACUACUCAGAUGAUUAUGAUGGCAUUACACCAAGCCAGUCUGUUGUUUGAAGAGAUGGCACUUUUUUGAAUCUGACUGAAACUGUUAAUUCUGUUUUAUUUUUUAAAAGGUGGUCAUCCAUCUGCUUUAAAAUAAAGAGCAUAAACUGUCAGCUGUCUUGAUAUGUUUGCUUCAGGCUUCACCUCCUCUUUCAUACUUAGACAUCAAUAA
Molecule: messenger RNA, 2025 nt
Organism: Cuculus canorus (common cuckoo)
Lineage: Eukaryota; Metazoa; Chordata; Aves; Cuculiformes; Cuculidae
Gene: TYRP1
Product: tyrosinase related protein 1
Exons: 8
Coding region: 258-1865 (535 amino acids)
Biological process (GO): melanocyte differentiation; melanosome organization
Cellular component (GO): melanosome
Molecular function (GO): oxidoreductase activity
Source: RefSeq, a predicted model, not a curated record